Thrips palmi is the source of this 432-nucleotide messenger RNA. RefSeq names its product fidgetin-like protein 1. Lineage: Eukaryota; Metazoa; Arthropoda; Insecta; Thysanoptera; Thripidae. Gene Ontology annotation, cellular component: microtubule cytoskeleton. The coding region runs from base 76 to 423 and encodes 115 amino acids. Gene Ontology annotation, molecular function: ATP hydrolysis activity. The transcript is spliced from 3 exons. The record is from RefSeq and is a predicted model, not a curated record.
GUGCUUUUGAUUGGAGCAACAAAUCUGCCACAGAAAUUGGACUCAGCAGCAAGAAGAAGAUUCACAUCCAGACUCAUGAUCCCACUUCCAGAUGCAGAGGCGAGAAGAGCACUCAUGGCACAUGACAUUAAAAAUGACAAUCACAGCAUUGAUGAGGAUGGUAUGUCCAUGAUUGUGAAGAAGACUGAGGGGUAUAGCGGGGCAGACCUCCACACUGUUCUGAAGGAUGCUGCGAAAGCCCCAAUCAGGGAGCUUACCUCUUUGCAGCUCAGGACCAUUCCUCUCAACAAGAUUAGACCGUUUACCGUUGAUGACGUGUUGGAAGUAUUAAAGAAAAGAAAGCCCUCUGUGGCGGCCAAGGAUAUGACGGAGGUCUAUGCUUUUCAAAAAAUGUACGGUACCGCCUUGAAGAAGGCAACAUGACGUGACCCC